UUCCCAUGAUGCGAGACCCCGGCUGGAUUCGGAGUGUGUGGUCUUCAAACAUUAAUGCUCAGACCAUGAAUUACGUGGGGCAGUUGGCGGGCCAGGUGUUUGUCACCGUGAAGGAGCUGUACAAGGGCCUGAACCCCGCCACCCUGUCCGGAUGCAUCGACAUCAUCGUUGUCCGCCAGCCCAACGGGAGCCUGCAGUGCUCCCCGUUCCACGUCCGCUUCGGCAAGAUGGGGGUGCUGCGCUCCCGAGAGAAAGUGGUUGACAUAGAAAUCAACGGGGAAUCUGUGGAUUUACACAUGAAGCUGGGAGAUAACGGAGAAGCCUUUUUUGUUCAAGAGACCGAUAACGAUCAGGAAGUGAUCCCCACGCACCUGGCCACCUCCCCGAUCCUGUCGGACGGAGCCUCGCGCAUGGAGUGCCAGCUGAAGAGGAACCCGGUGGACCGGGCGCGGAGCCUGGACCCCAGCGNNGCGGCCCCAGGCCUGCCUCCCGGCGAGACCCCCUCCAGCGGCUCCCUGGUGAAGAAGAGACGGAAGAGGAGGAGGAAGUCCCAGCUGGACAGCCUGAAGAGGGACGACAACUCCAACACGUCGGAAGACGAAGACAUGUUCCCCAUAGAGAUGAGCUCCGACGAGGAGCGGGACGCGAUGGACAGCAGCAGAACUCUUUCUAACGACAUACCUCCAUUCCAAGAAGAUGUUCCCAAGGAAAACGUGCCCCCAGUCAUGCCUUAUUCUCAGUCAUCAUCGUACCCUAGUUCCGAUAGAGAGUGGUCACCCAACGCCAGUCCUUCAGGUUCCCGCCCUUCGACACCUAAAAGUGACUCCGAGUUGGUCAGCAAGUCGGCGGACAGGACGGCGCAGAAGAGCAACCUGGAGAUGCUGUGGCUCUGGGGGGAGCUGCCCCAGGCCGCCAAGUCGCCUACACACAAGAUGAAAGACUCCAGCCCGCUGAGCAGCAGGAAGUUCUCGGAGAAGAUGCACUUCCAGGCCAUCCACAGCGAGCCUCCCGAAGCGUUUAGCGACCCGUCGCCGCCGCUGGCCGAGGCGCCGCCUCCGCAGCCGCUUUCGGAGCAGAGCAAGUCUCAGACCGAGAUGCAGUUUGUGAAUGAGGAGGACGUCGAGGCCUUGGGAGCCGCAGCCCCGCCCCUGCCUGCCACCGAGGAGCCCAAAGCCCUCUCCGCCCUGGCUGCGAGCAAGACGGACUCGCCGUCUAGGAAGAAAGACAAACGAAGCCGGCACCUGGGGGCGGACGGCGUCUACCUGGACGACCUCACAGACAUGGAUCCCGAAGUGGCCGCCCUGUACUUUCCCAAAAACGGGGACCCUUCUGCCCUCCCCAAACAUGCCGACAACGGAGCCCGGUCAGCCAACCAGUCCCCGCAGUCCGUGGGCAGCUCUGGGGCCGACAGUGGUGUGGAGAGCACCUCCGACGGCCUGAGGGACCUGCCGUCCAUCGCCAUCUCCCUCUGCGGCGGCCUCAGCGACAACAGGGAGAUCACCAAAGACGCGUUUUUGGAACAAGCCGUGUCGUAUCAACAGUUUGUGGACAACCCCGCCCUCAUCGACGACCCCAACCUGGUGGUAAAGAUCGGGAACAAGUAUUAUAACUGGACCACGGCAGCCCCUCUGCUGCUGGCAAUGCAGGCUUUCCAGAAACCUCUGCCAAAGGCCACGGUGGAGGCGAUCAUGAGGGAUAAGAUGCCCAGGAAGGGAGGAAGAUGGUGGUUUUCGUGGAGGGGAAGAAGUACCACUAUCAAGGAGGAAAGUAAGCCGGAGCAGGGCCUGGCUGGCGAGAGCCACAGCACCGGGGAGCAGCCGCCGCCGCUCAGCAUGGCCACCAGAAUGAAGCAGGAGUCGUCCUCCAGCGAUGAGGAGCACUCAGCCGCCAGGCCGUCCAGCGCCCCCCUGAUGCCCCUGAUGUCCAACGUCGGCUACAAGAAGACCCUGCGGCUCACGUCAGAGCAGCUGAAAAGCCUGAAGCUGAAGAACGGCCCCAACGACGUGGUGUUCAGCGUCACCACCCAGUACCAAGGCACCUGCCGCUGCGAGGGCACCAUCUACCUGUGGAACUGGGACGAUAAGGUGAUCAUCUCCGACAUCGACGGCACCAUCACCAGGUCAGACACUCUGGGCCACAUUUUGCCCACCUUGGGGAAGGACUGGACCCACCAGGGCAUCGCGAAGCUGUACCACAAAGUGAGCCAGUACGGUCACUGCGUGCCCGUGGUGUGCGGGCCCUGGUUCGGGCUGGGGGACGAUGAGGUAGGCGUGGUCUCUGCCUCCCGGACCCCGUGCGACUCGCUCGUGGGGAGCCAUGACCUCGUCAGAACGGGCAGCAGGGCCCCAGCACAGGUCACGGGAGGUGUGGUGAGCAAUGCAGAGUUCACAGACAUCCAGGCGCAGACGGCCCUGCACAGAGAGGUGAUUGAAAAGAAGCCAGAAAAGUUUAAAGUCCAGUGCUUGACAGACAUCAGAAACCUGUUUUUCCCAAACACAGAACCGUUCUACGCUGCUUUUGGAAACCGGCCAGCUGACGUGUAUUCGUACAAGCAAGUGGGAGUGUCUUUGAACCGAAUAUUCACCGUCAACCCCAAGGGCGAGCUGGUGCAGGAGCACGCCAAGACCAACAUCUCCUCGUACGUGAGGCUCUGUGAAGUGGUUGACCACGUCUUCCCGCUGCUGAAGAGGAGCCAUUCCUCGGACUUCCCCUGCUCGGACACGUUCAGUGACUUCACCUUCUGGCGGGAGCCGCUGCCCCCGUUCGAGAACCAGGACGUCCACUCUGCCUCGGCGUGACGCCCCGCAGCCGCCCGCGUCAGCCAAGACCGGCCGCCCAUUAAAGGAUCGGUUGUGGGAGCCCAGGAGGGAGCUCGGGAGCCGCGUGCGGUCAUUGCCUGAGCGCAGGGAGCUGGGGUGCACCCUCCUCCCCGCUCCCCGGGGCUGGCGUUUCUAAGUCAAGUACCAGGGUGCACAUCCUGGGCGAGGAGUCGGGUGCACUCCCGGGGGGUGUGUGUGGGGGGGCCUUUCCUCGCUGUGGCUGAAAGCCAGAGACCACGCUGCCCUAUCCGCCUGUCGGCGGCCUCGUCACUGGGCAGCGUGUCCCUGUGAAGCCCAGCAGAGCUGGUGCCUGGUCCCUGCUGGGGACAGUGUCCCCCAAGGUCGCCAGGUGCGCGCCACGUGGAGAGGGGCACACGUCCCCGUGGUGGCUCCCACCCAUCUUCUGCUCCCCGUGGGGGUCGGGGGUGGGGGGCACAUGCUGGGUCAUGUGACCCGGAUCUGGGGUCUCUGAAGGGCCUGGCCCUGUGGGUGUCCCUUGCAGUAUUUGCCGACGGUCUAGUUUUAGGUGACAAGCUCUUCUUUAUACUUCG
Messenger RNA from Myotis brandtii (Brandt's bat), 3370 nucleotides. It is a transcript of the gene LPIN1, whose product is annotated as lipin 1. The record is from RefSeq and is a predicted model, not a curated record. Gene Ontology annotation, biological process: fatty acid catabolic process; positive regulation of transcription by RNA polymerase II; triglyceride biosynthetic process. Gene Ontology annotation, molecular function: phosphatidate phosphatase activity; transcription coactivator activity. The coding region runs from base 6 to 2798 and encodes 930 amino acids. Gene Ontology annotation, cellular component: nucleus; mitochondrial outer membrane. The transcript has 23 exons. Lineage: Eukaryota; Metazoa; Chordata; Mammalia; Chiroptera; Vespertilionidae.